This is a messenger RNA of Rhea pennata, 3994 nucleotides long. It is a transcript of the gene MAP7, whose product is annotated as microtubule associated protein 7. The coding region runs from base 23 to 2227 and encodes 734 amino acids. Lineage: Eukaryota; Metazoa; Chordata; Aves; Rheiformes; Rheidae. The transcript is spliced from 18 exons. Gene Ontology annotation, biological process: microtubule cytoskeleton organization. The record is from RefSeq and is a predicted model, not a curated record. Gene Ontology annotation, cellular component: microtubule cytoskeleton.
CGGCCCGGCCCGGCGAGGAGCCAUGGCAGAGACGGCGGGCGGGAGCGGCGCGGCCCGGCGCCCCCCAGCAUCUGAAGGUUCUCAAGACAAGAAACUUGCUUCAGGACAAAGCGCUCACAAUGCUGGAGCUAAACCAGAUCAUCCACCAAUACUAAAGGUUGAUGACAGGCAACGGCUUGCUAGGGAACGGAGAGAAAAACGAGAAAAACAAUUAGCUGCAAGAGAAUCCAUCUGGUUGGAAAGAGAAGAGAGAGCACGGCAACAUUAUGAAAAACACUUAGAGGAACGCAAAAAGAAACUAGAAGAACAGAGAUUAAAGGAAGAGAGAAGGCGAGCUGCUGUAGAGGAAAAGCGAAGGCAGAGAAUAGAAGAAGAUAAGGAACGACAUGAAGCUGUUGUACGUCGCACAAUUGAAAGAAGCCAGAAGCCAAAACAAAAGCAAAACAGGUGGUCCUGGGGAGGAGCGCUACAUAGCAGCAUUAAUAACACAGAUCCAGACAGGCGGUCUGUUUCAACAAUGAACCUUUCGAAACAUGUUGAUCCAGUCAUUAACAAGCGGCUCUCCUCCUCAUCUGCAACAUUACUAAAUUCUCCAGACAGAGCUCGCCGUCUACAGCUCAGUCCAUGGGAGAGCAGCAUUGUUAGCAGGCUCCUGACGCCCACGCACUCUUUCCUGGCCCGAAGUAAAAGUACAGCUGCGUUGUCUGGAGAUGCAGUUAUCCCCAUUUGUCCUCGUUCAGCAUCUUGCAGCCCCAUCAGCCCUCUGUCCUACAAGGCCAUGAACUGUAGAAAUCCAGCAGAUCGAGCAAAACUUUUUACUUCUACUCCUGAUGCUGUUGGACGUAGGAGGACGGCACAUCAUGCAGGGACUGACAAAAAAGAAAAGGAAAGAGACCAUUUAUCAUCCAACUUCUCAGCCAGCUUUAAAGGAGGUCAUUUUUCUUCCAACCCCAAAGCUAGAUCACCAGCUCCCUCUCCAGUUUGGCAUGCAUCAAAAUCUUUGCCUUUUUUGCCUGGCACACCCAAGCAGGUAACUUCCCCACCUGGUUCCUCCAAAGCUUCCUCAGCUCAGGCACGUCCUCCCUCUCCUGGCAAUAUCCGGCCAGUCAAAAAAGAGAUCAAACUAGAGAAUGAGAAUAAAGGACCAGAAAAGGAGACUGAAAAGGCCAAUGAGGAGAAGACAGAAGAGAGUAAAGAAACUUCAGCAGAUACUGGAGAAUCUGCAAGUCGGGAAGAGCUUGCUGUCCCAGCAGAGCUCACUGAAGCAGCCACCCCAUCUUCGCCUCCUGCUCCACCAACUGUUUCCUCACCCCCAGCCUCUGCAAAGACCUCUGCAGGUACAACUGAUCCUGAAGAAGCAACAAGGCUGCUGACUGAAAAGAGGCGGCUGGCCCGGGAGCAGCGGGAACGGGAGGAGCAAGAAAGGAGGGAGAGAGAAGAGCUUGAAAGGCAAAAGAAGGAGGAAUUGUCCCAAAGGAUAGCUGAAGAAAGAGCCCGCCGAGAAGAGGAAGAAGCUCGCAGACAGGAAGUGGAAAGAAAACGAAAGGAGACAGAGGAGGAGAGGGAAAAGGAAGAACGGCUGCGCCGACAGACAGAAGAGAAAGAACAGAAGGAGAGAGAAGAGAUGGAGCGUAUUCAGAAACAAAAAGAAGAGGAAGCUCGCCUACGGGAAGAGGCAGAGCGAAUUCGGUUAGAACGUGAAAAACAUUUUCAAAGAGAAGAGCAAGAGCGCUUAGAAAGGAAGAAGAGGCUUGAGGAAAUCAUGAAGAGAACUAGACGUGUAGAAGCUGUAGAUAAGAAACCUAAUGACCAGCAAAAUGGACAUAUAUCAAAGGCAAAUAUUACUGGAGAAACAGUUGUAGCAAGUCCUGCAUCUCCCUUGGAACCCACAGUAGGACUGCAGCAUGCAACACAGUCUCCACACAAUGGGAAACCUGUAACCAGUAUGCAUGUUAUUGUUUCACAUCCAACCCCCAUAAAUUUGGACAGCAAUCUCAAUCCAGAGAAAAGUACAAAUGAAAAUGGAAUGUCUAUGCAGAAUGACAACUUUGAAGAGAUCAUAAACCUACCUAUUGGAUCUAAACCAUCUCGGCUAGAUGUCAUGAACAAUGAUGGAAGCAAUAGUCCUGAAAUUCCUUUGAAUCCAAUUUUAGCCUUUGAAGAUAAGGGGACUCUGUUGCCUCAGGUAGAUAGUGUUCAAACACAUCAAACAGCAGAAGUGAUCUGAUUGUUUCUUCCGAAGAACCAAAGGUAAUGUAAGCAUCUCUGUAGUCGAUGGAGUUCUUCCACGCUAUGAAGGAGUGUUUUUUCUUCUCUCCAGUUUUUUAAAGAUUUCUUGGAUAUCUUUUUUGGAAGGACUUUAGUAAAACCAGCAGAAGAAAUGAUGGGAAUAGACUUUGAUCACCUUUCUAAUAGUUUUCAUCACUAGAAAAAUCAUGCUUCACCUGCAUUACUUAAAAUGGCUUUUUCCAACAAGCUUUUUCUGUUAGUAAAUUGAUAUUUUCUGCAUUCCUUAAGACACAAGACACUGGAAUCUGAAAGCAAUGAUUGGGGUGGUGGGACUGAUUCUUUUUUUAAAAGAUAGGUGUUGGUUUAAAAGGCAUAACUAAAAUUGGCAAAGAAUCUUUUUCACUUUAUGGCUCUAAUACUUGAAAAAUAAAUACCUCAUUGCUCUACAAGUAGAGUUAAUGGGGUGUUUUAUUUAAACCUGUUGGUUUAAAUAUUAUGGCAGAGAACUCUAAUUAUGGGGGCAAAGUAUAGGCUUCUGUAUCAGGUUCUUGUAAAUGUAAUUCCUACAGGGACAUUCUGUAAAUUGAGACGUCACUAUGAUCUUGCAUUUUCGCUAAAAACACAAAACAAGGCAGGUUUUAAAAUGUGAAAAUUUGAAAGCAUUAUUUUUUCAUGGACAAGAGGAAAACCUAUUGUUCUUCUAGAUAAUGUAUUUAUGAAUUUUGUUCAGUACAAAAAUCAUCUAAUUGAAUAAAUUAGAAAAAUGUGGUAAAAUGAUACUGCAAACUUGAUUUUUUUUUGUUACAUUCAUGUUCACAGUACUAUAAAAGAUGUGUACGCUUGUGCACAUAUGUGCAUGUACACACAGGGAAAUAUCCUGUUGUUCUGAGUCCUGUAAAUUGCUGCUGUUCCCAAUGAUAGAGGACUUUUCCUUUGCCUUACCAGACUAUGAAGACUGUGUGAAACCUGAAAUAUUUGAUUUUUGGAUGAGAAAGCAGGUUUGUUUUGGAAUUAUUUUGAUUUUGCUCGUUUCAGAGCAAAUGGAAAAUGGUCAAUGUUUGUGCUUUUUAUGUAGUGUGUGAUUUUUAUAACGCAGUACAGUUUGAGUGGUAAGCGGAACAAUGCGGGUUGUUUAUUCUUUCGUUUGUUGAUGCUGAUUUCUGCUAUCACUGUUCCAUCCCUAUCACUUUUGUUGCUAUUGGGCAUAACUGUAAAAUUUUGCACCUUUUUAUGCUUUGAUAAACAAUACCGUUACAGGUAGAUCUCGCUAGGUAUUUAUUUUUGAGACACCAACCAGGGCUCAGUGCAUUGCUUGCUAAAGUCAGUGAGUAGAUCCUUGGCUAUUGGGAACUGAGGUUUAUGUGGUUGCAGUUUAUGCUGGCUGAGAAGGUGCCCACUAAGAUUCCUGUGCUGCUUUUGAGCACGGAGCGAGGCCCGUAACAGGCAGUGCAGAAAGUCUGUGAGAGUAGAACUCUUCUGAGAUAAGAGCUGAAGAAUUUUUGAAGAAAUGACUUGCUGCUGCUGCAAAGUGCCCAUCUUAUAAAGGAGAUAGGCUAAAACCAAUGGAAAUGCAAUGACAAGAUACUUCAUCUGCCAGAAUAUAUGGAAAGGAAAAAAGCCAUGCAGUCAGAGUGCUUCAAUAGUAGUCUGUGAUGUGGUAAAAAUUAAUUGGGUCCCUUUCUCACUCUUAGUUCUGUAUGUACAUAGCCACAAUAUUUUAAAAUGUCCAAAAUAUGUAGUUUUCUUUAAGACUAUAUAGCAUGUA